Sitophilus oryzae (rice weevil) is the source of this 604-nucleotide messenger RNA. RefSeq names its product microtubule-associated protein Jupiter-like. Lineage: Eukaryota; Metazoa; Arthropoda; Insecta; Coleoptera; Curculionidae. The transcript has 4 exons. The record is from RefSeq and is a predicted model, not a curated record. Bases 91 to 495 code for a protein of 134 amino acids.
AGUUGAUGCCGGCACAGCCGUUCAGUUCCAAGCAGCAGGCCUUCGCGGUUUCUUGUUCCAAAAGCUCUAUAUAUCAUCCAGAGAGGCAGAAUGGCAUCGUACGCCACCUAUCGUCAUAUAGAAUUGGACAAAGUGGGUUACAGCAAGAAGAGAUGUCGCAAUCCUUCAUCGGAGAUCUUCAAAGUAUUUAGCCCAAUCAGCGACAUCCAGGCUAAAAACCAAAAGAAUCUAGCUUCCAGAAAAGCUUCCCAGCAUAGAGAUUCCUUUGAACGAUUAUUCGGAACUCCUGAGAACAAGAGAACUUCCAAAAAAGAUAUUGUAAAUAGGAAUCCAGUAACUGGAGAUGGUGUAGCUUCCUGGGAUUCGCUUAAGUUCAAAACGCCAAAAAUAUACAAAGAAAGAAACCCAAUUACAGGAGAGACUUAUAUUAUCAGUAGCCCUGCUUCAAGUCCCGCUACAAGUCCAACCCCAACCCCCACCAACGGAUCGCUAUAAAACACUGACUGCCAAAACACUAACGUCAACCCUCGAAUCACCACGAUGACGACACGAGACCCUUUUAGUACUUAAGGAAAUAAUUUUAGAUCUUCCAGAGAGUUUAAAA